ACCAACUUGUUAAUUACUCAAUUCAAAAAAGAUAAUAGGGAAAACUUGAAAAAAUCAGGUAUAAAUGAGGAAUAAAGCGAAAGAGAAAGUUUACUGGAGGAUGUGAUAGGGUUGAUGGAGGAAGAAGAGAGGAAAAAGCAUGCAGAUAAAGAAAAAAAAAGCUUCCCUAGAAAAGGCUUCCCUUGACAUUAGAAAAAGGGCAUUAGAAACCCUGACACCCACAAAAGAUUGUGAUGAAGAAGAAGCUAUUAGACCAAAGAAAUCAAAAUCAUCCAACAACAUUCUUUCUUAUCUGCAAGAAAAGAAGGAAGUAGAGAUGGAUAUAAGAAAAGAGGAGAUGGAAAUGAAGAAACAACAACUACAGUUUGAGAGGGAGAAAUUUGAGUUGGAGAGGAGACAGAGAAAGGAUAUUGAAAGACAGGAAAAGAUGAUGAUUUUUGAAAUGUUUAGAAAGCUCCCGGACAAGAACUGAAUUAGCUGAUAUUUU
Messenger RNA from Mytilus californianus (California mussel), 487 nucleotides. RefSeq lists its product as uncharacterized. Lineage: Eukaryota; Metazoa; Mollusca; Bivalvia; Mytilida; Mytilidae. The record is from RefSeq and is a predicted model, not a curated record. The coding region runs from base 140 to 472 and encodes 110 amino acids. The transcript has 3 exons.